AGGUCCGACCUCUCCGUCGCCGAGCGAGAGGAGUACAUUGCCGCCGUCAAGUGCCUGCAGUCGGCGAGCCCCAAGUCUUCCAAACAGCAAGUCCCGGGCGCGCGUAGCCGCUUCGACGACUUUGUGGCCACGCACAUUAACCAGACCGACUCGAUCCAUUACACGGCGAACUUCCUCUCGUGGCACCGAUACUACGUGUGGGCAUACGAGAAGGCCCUCCGCGAGGAGUGCGGCUACACCGGCUUCCAGCCGUACUGGAACUGGGACCGGUACGCAGCCGACCCGGCCAACUCGCCCCUGUUCAGCGGCAACUCGUCCAGCCUGAGCGGAAACUCGGUCAACGGCGGUUGUGUCACCACGGGCCCUUUCGCCGACAUGAAAGUCAACCUCGGCCCCGGGGCCUCUCUCGCCUACAACCCGCGCUGCCUGAAGCGCAACAUCAGCAAGAGCUACGCGGCCAUGACCACGGCCGACAAGACGUAUGCGCUCAUCACGGGUAGCGCCGACAUUGCCCGCUUCCAGGACACCAUGCAGGCCGUCCCUGGCGUGCAUGCCGGCGGCCACUUUACCAUCGGCGGCGACCCUGGCGGCGACGUCUACUCGUCGCCGGGCGACCCGGCCUUCUGGCUGCACCACGCCAUGAUCGACCGCGUCUGGUGGAUCUGGCAGACGCACGGCCUGCCCGGCCGGCUGUCCGAGGUGGCCGGUUCCGUCGCCGGCUCCAGCCGCCCGGGCUCCGGCAAGGACCUCGUCAACCUGGGCGUCAACGGCCCCGCCGUCGCCAUCGAGAACCUGCUCAACACCGUGGGCGGCCUGGACGGCAAGAUGUGCUACAUCUACCUCUGA
Messenger RNA from Thermothelomyces thermophilus ATCC 42464, 846 nucleotides. Its product is annotated as tyrosinase-like protein. The record is from RefSeq and is a predicted model, not a curated record. The transcript has 4 exons. Lineage: Eukaryota; Fungi; Ascomycota; Sordariomycetes; Sordariales; Chaetomiaceae. The annotation marks the transcript as partial. Gene Ontology annotation, molecular function: oxidoreductase activity.